AUGGUUCAACAACAUCCUGGCGGACCUCCCUUACAACAGGGGGCUUUCUAUCCUCAAAGGGAGAGUGAUUGGUCUCGAAAUGACCGAAACACAUUCCUGGAUACAACUCAGGAACCUCGACUCCCAAAUAUCCCUAUCGUACAGCGUCGCCAUGAACCAGCAAUUCCAGCGACAAUCGAUUCGGCAUUGAAGGACCACUGUGGUAUUUCAGGUCUCAAAAGAUGGGCUUUGAUUGUUCAGACAGACUUGCCUGAACCCCGGAUUUUCACUUCCCAAUCUCUGAGGCCAUAUCGGGAUCAGUUCUUUACGGAGCAAUUUAGAGAUUCGUUUAUGAGCAGUGCAUUGAAAGCAGAAGCACGAGAAGGAUAUCAAGGCUCCCUGUAUCAUCAAGAUGGGGGCAUGUACAGCGAGUUUGAGUUGGAGGGCAAAUAUGAUACUCGGAAACAGAGCAGUGGAUCGGAGAUCAGUCAACGACACUACCGGAAGGCCAGGUCGGAAGAUUCAGAGGGUUCUGUCGGUGUGAAGAGGAAACGCAAGGGGUACGGGAGUCAAUACAGAGAGAAGUCCAGCGAGGAGAUCCCCGUCGCCCAAUCGACGACGAGGCAUGAUAUGGAGAUUGGCGACGAUGCAAAAGUGGAUGCGUACUACAGACAGCGCUUCAAGGAUAUGCAACAGACGGCGUGCAAAAUCAUAGGGAAGGUGUUUGUCAAGCUGCUGGAACCUAAGAAGCAGACGCACCAUCCAUACACCAAAGGAGACGAGAAUGCCCCUCCAUGGUGGCCAAGCACUACUGGCAAAGAUGCUUGUCGGCACAAGGAACCUGACCAUCUUCUGAAACAUGAACGGAUCCAGCUUCUGGCUCACAUCAUCCAGAUGAUUGUUAAACCAACAGACAAGCAGCACCCAUGUAUUCAAAAGUUGGAUCUCAAUGUCAAGAAACUUGAAAGUGCUACCAUGGAAAUGAUGUCGCCGUGGUUUUCCGACAAGGAGAAUCCAGGACAUGAGUUGAGGAGGCCGUUUUUGAAGGAGAUUUUCAAGGUGGCCAAAAUUCAGGAACGAUACAAGCGGGGUGAAAUAGAUGGCACAACCAUCGUUCCUGUUCGAUAUGGUGAAAGCAUUGCUCUUGAAGAUGACUCAGAAGGAGAUGGUGAAAACUAUCAACCUGAGCAAGAAGAUGGUACCGUCAACAAUUCGACGCAGGUGCCAACACCAGAGAGUCUCGUUUCGCCAUCGAUGAGUCAGCACCAACAAUUCCAACAAGCCGACGACCACAGCAUGCGGUCGAUGCGUGCCGGCCUCCCAAUGCGCUACAACGCCCCAAUGGAUCAAAUGGGGUACGAGGACCAAACUUUCCGCGGUAUGAACCAAUACCAACCACACAGCCCAACCACCAUCGACCCGAGUCGUCGGAGUUACAUCCCCCCACCCGUCUUCCCCAGUCCCCAGCAAAGCAUGUUCUCAACCGGAUGGACCAACCCAGUCUCUUCAGCACCAGCAACCCAAUACUACACCACAUCACCGCAAUCAUCAAUCGGGCCAUUCCUACCUCUGCCCCAGCCUCAGACUACUCACAUGAGCCAGCCGGUCCAUUCGUUCGGCGACGGCUUGACGAGAUAUGAUACUAGUCCUGCGAUGGGCAGUCAAGUCCGGACAGGUAGUCUAGGCCAUCCGCACCAUCAGAUGCCGAACCCGGCUGCGUUUCAGGAUUACUUGAAUUCGGAUAAUGGUCAGUUUGGGCAGCAUCCUGAUCUGAAGGAUGAUCAUCAGCAGCAUCAGCAUCAGCAUCAUCUCCACCAGCAGAAUUGA
Molecule: messenger RNA, 1806 nt
Organism: Cadophora gregata
Lineage: Eukaryota; Fungi; Ascomycota; Leotiomycetes; Helotiales; Ploettnerulaceae
Exons: 5
Coding region: 1-1806 (601 amino acids)
Source: RefSeq, a predicted model, not a curated record